UAGCGCCAACCGUCAACGUCAAAUUGACAGCUGAGUGCGGCCAUAAAAUAUGGUUAUGUUGUGACGCUUCAAUGUUUCGUUGAUAAAUUGUGUUGUCUGAAUUAAUUCUUCCCAUUUGUGGCUUCGAGACAAUGCCUCAAAGCCCCAAAAAGCCGGCCCCAAAAUGGCACCACCCGUCCGAAGUCAUGAAAUUGCACAAAUUGAAAAUGAAGAAGAAGGCCCUUCAGGCGCGCAUUGCGGGGGGCACUCUCAACACAUCGCUCUCCGACGCCCAGGACAACAAAAACGCAGCUUUAGAAGACAUCAUUUCGGCCAAAAAACGCAAAAACCCGUUUGUGAAAACCAGCGAAAGCAAAAAAUGCAAGCAAGAUGUUCCCUCUAGUCUUGACGAGUCAACUGAUCAGACGUUAUUCAAGCUCUUGCAUCAAAGUACUCCAAGUACGACGUGCAAUUUGACCUCAUUCGAGAAUAUUUUAAAGAAAGAAAUCGAGCCUGAAGUGGUGGUUGUGAAGGCACAGGGCCAGAACGAUAUUCCCAUUGACUGGACUUUAAAAACCAAGAUACGUUUAUGGUCAGAACAGCAAUUUUCCUGGAGCCAGAAAUUAAAAAUCAGUGAAGAAGCAUCGGGGACAACAGGAUUUGUUCGUUGUUUGGACCAAAACACUGACACAAACUUAAAUAUCUCCCCAAACUCAAAGUUUCACCAGUGUUGUCUCUACUGGCAACAACCGUCUCUCCCAUGGCUCACUCUCUUUCCUCGAGCCUCUGGAAAGGUCUCAGAGUCUGACUCGAGCAUUGUUACGAGCGUUGCAAUGAAAACCGCCUUACAAGAGGCCUGGAAAGACAGUUUAAAGUCCCUAUUCCAGUUAAUUAGGACAAAACAGUGUCCGUACUUUUACGUCUGUUCUAAUAACUUUACUGUGUUGUUUCGGGCGGCGGGAAUUAGCGGAAUGGGCGAUAUACAUGCGUUAGUUACUCCCACAACUCGGGGAUUCCGUCAGAUGCUCAGACAGGAAGAUAUUGAAUUUAAAAUGCCGCUAAAGAAGAAACGGACCUCGGAUCAGGGAUACGAAACGUUUGAUUCUGCAACCGGGGAAUCCCCCGAAGACGAGGAAUCGCCAGACGAGCAGUGGUUGCAAAGUAUGGGAAUUAACGCCGAUGACAUCAAGCAAAUUAAUUACACGCAAGCUAAGAUUGUCCACAAAGCUGAAUGCGAGGUGGACAACAGUGAGCAGAGUCUAGUCUUAAUCGAGGGAGUGGAAGUGCACGCCCUUUACAAUUUCCUGAUUAAUUGUAAAAGUGCGACAAGUCUGACCGGGCCUUUGGCGGGGAUUCCCCCCACGCUUUUGGCCCCUGUGGCGUUCAAUGGAGCGACGUUGAGGGCACUGAAAGUGCGCGAAAGCAAAGUCCACGUUGACAAUUCCUAUUAUCACUCGCUCGAAAUUUCGGGACCAAUUUUACCGAGCACAAUUCAUAAUUUAUUUUCAAUUAAUCAAAGCGACCACAGUAUGAGCGCUACGUUCGUUAAUGUGGCGUCCACACUGCCGUUUAGUAAAGUUUUAAGUAACGAAGAUCAAGACGCGAAGAGAAAUUUUAUUUUUGAUAAGGAAAAUUUGUCAGACUGUGGGUUAAGCAGAAAAAUUCUGGGGCAGUUUUGCAAAGCGGACGUUUGUGUUACAAACGUUGAGUGUCUGAAGUAUAGUGGCGACAAUAAAACUUACACCUGGACGUAAUUAUUAAUUUAUUGUACUAUUUUUAUUUAUUGAAUAAAGAAUCACUCGUAAA
Molecule: messenger RNA, 1785 nt
Organism: Tribolium castaneum (red flour beetle)
Lineage: Eukaryota; Metazoa; Arthropoda; Insecta; Coleoptera; Tenebrionidae
Gene: hd
Product: humpty dumpty
Exons: 2
Coding region: 132-1733 (533 amino acids)
Biological process (GO): nuclear DNA replication
Cellular component (GO): nucleus
Source: RefSeq, a predicted model, not a curated record